Molecule: messenger RNA, 489 nt
Organism: Venustampulla echinocandica
Lineage: Eukaryota; Fungi; Ascomycota; Leotiomycetes; Helotiales; Pleuroascaceae
Product: putative TIM17-mitochondrial inner membrane import translocase subunit
Exons: 6
Coding region: 1-489 (162 amino acids)
Biological process (GO): protein import into mitochondrial matrix
Cellular component (GO): TIM23 mitochondrial import inner membrane translocase complex; mitochondrial inner membrane
Molecular function (GO): transmembrane protein transporter activity
Source: RefSeq, a predicted model, not a curated record
AUGGAUCAUACACGAGACCCCUGCCCCUUCGUCGUGUUCAAUGACUUUGGAGGGGCCUUUUCCAUGGGGGCAAUAGGAGGCGCGGUAUGGCACGGCGUGAAAGGCUUUCGAAAUUCCCCAUACGGCGAGCGGCGGAUCGGAGCCCUCUCAGCUAUCAAGGCUCGAGCACCUGUAUUAGGAGGAAAUUUUGGGGUUUGGGGUGGACUGUUUAGCUCCUUUGACUGUGCCGUUAAAGGAAUAAGGAAGAAGGAGGAUCCAUACAAUGCUAUUAUUGCAGGUUUUUUCACUGGAGGAGCACUGGCUAUUCGAGGAGGUGCAAAGGCAGCGAGAAAUUCUGCGAUUGGGUGCGCAUGUCUCCUUGCCGUGAUUGAAGGUGUAGGAAUUGGAUUCCAGAGAAUGAUGGCAGAAAAUACUAAGCUCGAAAUACCACAACCUCCCUCCGCUCCGCCAUCUGAGACCGGCAGUACCGGUUUCCCAGCAGUCGCAUAA